This is a messenger RNA of Penicillium expansum, 837 nucleotides long. RefSeq lists its product as uncharacterized. The transcript has a single exon. The coding region runs from base 1 to 837 and encodes 278 amino acids. The record is from RefSeq and is a predicted model, not a curated record. Lineage: Eukaryota; Fungi; Ascomycota; Eurotiomycetes; Eurotiales; Aspergillaceae.
AUGCGUAGUAGCGUUCUUCUCCCGCAGUUCUUACUGCCACCGUCCGCUAUUCAGCUAGGACGUUUCGUCACCAAUGUUGACGAACCUCAUCGAGAUUACCUUGAUCCGAAACCAAUCAAGGAUUUCCGCGUUAUCGAAAAAGUUGCAAAACAGUACGACGGCGCCGACUCUCUUAUGGCACAACGCAAAUUUGUUUCUGACCUUACCGCCUUCCUCUCCUCCACGGCGUCAAGACGCACGAAUGCCUCGAUUCAUAUCAAUACCAAAGAAGUAAAGACCUAUUACUUGGACAAUAAUGGGCAGUGGUUUCGAGAGAUUGUGAAGUCAGAAGAUGUUCGCAAGUGGAUCGAGCGUGUUAUCGAUGAGGGAGAGGAUAUUUACGUUGUGGUUGGUUAUCAUACCAUCUUAGACGCUCAUAUUGCCGAGCAGUCGCGAGAACAGAAGCUUCUAAAUGGAAACGUGGCUUUGCCACUCUCCAGUGCACUAUUAGCAUCGGGAGCUAUCGUGCCAUUCGGUGAUCUAGCCGACCCUAGACUAGCCGGCUCUAGUGGGCGCGCGGAAAGCUUGCAACGACAGUUUGUGGCUCAAGGCGAGCAAAUCAUGGCGGUUCAAUAUCGCAAGGUCCGAUUUCGGUUUCUGUCAAGUAAAUCCAUUGACAAAGCAACGCUUGCUAAAGAGCCGAGAUGGGAGAGAUAUGACCGCCCACGUUACCUUCAGAGCGAUAUGGAAGACAUGGUAGAGGUCGCACUGGAGGAUGAUCUGUCACUUGAAGGUGAACGUGACAAGCUUACAGGAUCGGAGGAAAUUAUCUUCUCACCUGGUGAGGUUGACUUAUGA